CCUCUCUCAGUCUCACGGUCUCAUUCUCAUCUCUCUCACGAUCUCGCCCGCCGUCCGUUCGUCGCCCUUCGCCGUCGACGCCGUCCGUCGUCGUUCGCCACACGAGGGUUUUACGCUUGGAGGCUAAGAGAUGGAAGACCCUGCAAAUCGUCGUCUCCCAGCAGAUGCUUUUCCAUUAUUCCAGGGAGGUAUCAAGUGUGUAUUAUCUCGUUGGUCAGCUCUUCAGUUGGCGGUGGAAAAUGAAUGGGGUGGUCGUGACUCGCUUCGUAAAUCGGAACUAUUGUGCUCCGAUAUUUUCACGUGGUUUACUCAAAACAAAGAGACCCUUUAUGUCGAUGAUUUAGAAAUUAUUCUCAACGAAGCUAUGCUUUCGUUGAAUACUGAGGUUGAUGAUGGUAGCAUCGAGGAGGUAGCUGACAAAAUGAUUGAUAUGUAUGAGGAUUGUUUGGAUGGUAACUAUGAAUCUAUUGAAAAUCUAAUGCAAUCCCAACCACCACGGGUUGCUCAUUCUCAUGUUAGUCAGGUUGUGAGUGACGAUGAAGAAGAGGAAGACGAUGAUGACGAUGCUAAAAAUGCAAGAGAUGCCAUGAGGAAUGAUGGUUCGUCAGAUAUGAUGGUGGAUGCCAUAGAAUACCAAUCUAAUUCUACUUCACAACCCAAGCGUGUCUAUCAGCCCAACCCAGAGGCUACAGCUGAAGCUGAAGAUGGAUGGGUUCAAGUCACGUCAAGGAGAAAUAGGGGUAAUAGAAAUUAGUUCCAACUUUUAAAUGUCUGCUAUUAAUCUAUUUUUAAUUAUACCAAAUUAAUCCCUUUACUCUUUUCUUAAUUCCUAGUACUUGGCAGUAGCCAUCAAUUUUGGUAGGUGUGAAGAUAUAUAAAGUACCAGUAUUCAGCUUGUGUUUGUUGAGAUCCUAGGGGCCAGUAUACCAUCAUUUUUUUAAGUGUCAA
This is a messenger RNA of Momordica charantia (bitter melon), 948 nucleotides long. RefSeq names its product Pre-rRNA-processing protein TSR2, conserved region. Lineage: Eukaryota; Viridiplantae; Streptophyta; Magnoliopsida; Cucurbitales; Cucurbitaceae. The record is from RefSeq and is a predicted model, not a curated record.